AUGCCAGACAAAUUUCUUCUCCAUUAUCUCACCAACUCUAGGGCGCUGAGAAUAGUGUGGCUCUUGGAGGAACUCGAGCUCGACUUCGAGUUGAAAGUGUACCACAGAGUUCACGGCGUUACUGCCCCCAAGGAGCUCUUGAAUGUGUUCCCCACAGGAAUGUCUCCGGUGUUGCAAAUAUUCAAGGAGGGCUCUUCCGAGCCCCUUACUCUUGCCGAGAGUGGGCAUAUCAUCCAGUAUGUGAUCGACCACUACGACCAUAAGGGCAAGUUGAUUCCGGACUCUGAGGCCGACAAGGAGAAAGUGGGAUACUAUUUGCACUUUGCUGAAGGCAGUUUGCAGCCACACCUUGUUUCAAUGAUUGUAGGGGAGGUUGCCUGUCAGCGUGCCCCAUGGCCAGCCAAGUACCUCGUGAAAUUCAUUGUCUCCAAGAUGAACUCAGAGUACUACGUAAAGAGACUCAAGACCAACCUCAACUUUUUGGAAGACACGUUGGCGAAGAAGGAAGGGGGCUUUUUCGUCGGUGAUAAGUUGACGGGCGCAGACAUUAUUCUUGAGUACCCUAUUGUUCAAGAUCUUUUCAGCGACCCAGUAAGAGCGAAGAAUUUGGGCUUGAAUGUCAAGCUCGAGGAGGCCUUCCCGCACUUGUAUGAGUGGACCAAACUCAUUGCCAGUCUUCCAAUAAGACAGAAGGCCAUGGCCACUGAAAAGGCCAACUUGUAG
Messenger RNA from Candidozyma auris, 723 nucleotides. RefSeq lists its product as uncharacterized. The transcript has 2 exons. The coding region runs from base 1 to 723 and encodes 240 amino acids. NCBI's taxonomy places the organism in Eukaryota, Fungi, Ascomycota, Pichiomycetes, Serinales, Metschnikowiaceae. The record is from RefSeq and is a predicted model, not a curated record.